AUGGCUGAACAAUCUCAAGUUCAAACCUCUGCUGAUGCUGCUAGUUCAAAAGCAGUCAUUGACUCCUCUCAUCCUUACUUCAUAUCAUCUUCAGAUUCACCUGGUACUCUCCUUGUCAAUUCGGUUUUCGAUGGAAAAAGCUUUGGUGGGUGGAAAAGAGCUAUGUGGAUAGCUUUAACCGCAAAGAACAAGUCUGGUUUUGUUGAUGGAACAACUAAGGAACCAAUGGAGGGAUCAGAUCUGCGCAGUGCUUGGUGUAGAUCCAACAAUAUGGUAAUUUCUUGGCUGUUAAACUCCUUGUCUAGAGAUAUUUCUGAGAGUGUGCUUUAUUAUGCUACUGCUAAAGACAUUUGGGAGGAAUUGGAGGCUAGAUUUGGUCAGAGUUCAGGUGCUAGACUCUACCAGCUCCAAAAAGAACUCAGUGACCUCGUUCAAGGACCAUCUGAUAUAGCCACUUAUUUCACUAAAAUCAAACGACUGUGGGAUGAAUUAGACACUCUAGACUCAUUUAUUCCAUGUUCUUGUGAUUGUACCUGUAAGGCAAAGGAGAAAAACAUUAAGUCAAAACAAGAUGAAAGACUAGUUAAGUUUUUGAUGGGACUGAAUGAUUCAUACUGUGGUGCUAGGGGAAAUAUUCUUAUGAUCUCACCUUUACCUACUAUCUCAAAUGCUUAUGCACUGUUAGUUUAA
Molecule: messenger RNA, 690 nt
Organism: Lycium ferocissimum
Lineage: Eukaryota; Viridiplantae; Streptophyta; Magnoliopsida; Solanales; Solanaceae
Exons: 1
Coding region: 1-690 (229 amino acids)
Source: RefSeq, a predicted model, not a curated record